GCAGGCGUUCUUUCUGUGUCAUAUUGGUUCAUGGUUCUUUCCCCAUGAAAUGGCGACAAUCGUGUUGCUGGUGGUUGAAAUGGUUGAAUUACACUGAGUUUAGCAUUUUUUGGGUGUAUAUUUUGUUUAAACAACUAUUUUCUGGGCAUUUUCCGUUUUCCUUGUGUUGUUGGUCCUUGUGUUCUCGAAGGAAAUUGUUAAUGCGACCUAGGAUCGUUUGAAGAAAGAAGACCGGUGUUUUGAGGAAAUUUCAAAUUCUGGGAAAUGAAGAUGGAUUUCCUGGAGUAUUCAGACAUUUCUGCAGAAGUAAAGGGGUGCAUGACCUCUGGAAAAUUGAAGAUGACUGAUCAGAACAUAAUAUUCAAGAACAGCAAGACUGGCAAAGUAGAGCAGAUCCCUAGUAGUGAUUUUGAGAUGGUGAAUUUUCAAAACAUCGCUGGUAACUGGGGAAUACGUAUCUUCCUGAAAAGUGGCAUUCUGCACAGAUUUGUUGGGUUUAAGGAUUCUGACAAAGAGAAGAUUGCUAAGUUUUUCAAGAAUGCCUAUAAGAUGGAUAUGUUAGAGAAGGAACUGAGUAUGAAAGGUUGGAACUGGGGCACUGCCAAAUUUGAGGGCUCUGUUUUGAGCUUUGAUGUUGGCUCCAACACUGCUUUUGAAAUACCUUUGAACCAUGUUUCUCAAUGCACUGCUGGAAAAAAUGAAAUAACCAUGGAGUUCCAUCAGAAUGACGAUGCCCCAGUAAGCUUGAUGGAAGUGAGAUUCUUUAUCCCAUCAAAUGAGUUAGCUGGUGAUGUUGACCCUGUAGAAGCAUUCCAACAACGUGUCAUGGAUAAGGCUAGUGUCAUCAACGUUUCUGGGGAUGCCAUUGCAAUAUUCAGAGAAAUCCACUGCCUCACACCCAGGGGUCGUUAUGACAUCAAAAUUUUCAACACAUUCUUCCAACUCCAUGGUAAAACAUUUGAUUACAAGAUACCCAUCACAACAGUAUUGCGUUUGUUCCUCCUGCCACACAAGGAUAGUCGUCAAACGUUCUUUGUAGUCAGCUUGGAUCCUCCAAUAAAGCAGGGUCAGACCAGGUACCAUUUUCUGGUGUUCCUUUUCAACCAAGAGGAUGAGACUUCACUGGAGCUACCAUUCACUGAGGAAGAGUUAAAAGAAAAAUAUGAAGGAAAACUGGAGAAAGAGCUUAGUGGACCUACAUUUGAAGUUAUGGGUACAAUAAUGAAGCAUAUUAUCAACAGAAAAGUUACAGGCCCAGGAAACUUUGUUGGGCAUUCAGGUACCCCAGCAGUCAGCUGUUCCUUCAAAGCAGCUGCUGGAUUGCUAUAUCCGCUAGAACGAGGCUUCAUCUACGUCCACAAGCCCCCAAUUCACAUCCGUUUCGAGGAAAUCGCCAGCGUGAACUUUGCUCGUGGAGGAGGUAGUACCAGAUCGUUCGACUUUGAGGUAGAGCUCAAGAGUGGUACUGUCCACACAUUCAGCAGCAUUGAAAAGGAAGAGUAUGCUAAGCUUUUUGAUUUCAUCACCUCCAAAAAGUUGAACAUUAAGAAUCGUGGGAAGAACGACAAGGGCUACAAGGAAGAUUUCGGUGACUCUGAUGACGAGGCCCCAGACGCUUAUCUCGAACGCGUCAAAGCAGAAGCGAAAGAGCGCGAUUCUGAUGACGUUAGCGACGAGUCCAGCACUGAUGAAGACUUCAAUCCAAAUGCUGAAGAAAGUGAUGUCGCUGAAGAAUACGAUACUAAUCACAGCAGCUCUUCUGAAGAUGAAGACGGCGAUGGGGGUUCUGGAGAGGAAGCCAAGAAAAAGAAAAAGAAGGAUAAAAAAGAAAAGAAGACCAAGACAAUAUCUGAGAAGCCUCGUAAGAAGCGUGGAAAGAAGGAUAAGGACGAAAAUAAACCGAAGAGAGCUACAACUGCAUUCAUGUUGUGGUUGAAUGAUAACAGAGAGAAGAUCAAAAAAGAGAAUGAGGGAGUAAAAGUAACAGAAAUCGCUAAGAUUGGAGGAGAAAUGUGGAGAGAGCUCAAAGAUAAGUCUGAAUGGGAGGAGCGUGCCAAGAAGGAUAAGGAAAGAUACACUAAGGAAAUGGAAGAAUACGUCGCAUCUGGUGGCGGUGGUGAGAAGUCCGAAAAGAAGAAAUCAUCUCCCUCAAAGAAGCCAAACCCAUCCAGCAAGAAGGCAGAUCCUAAAGUAGACGAGAGAAAGAUCAAGAGCAAGGAGUACAUAGAGGACUCUGAUAGCAGCGAUAGUGAUGCUGAUAAAAAGAGAAGCAGCAGCUCUAGUCUCGAGAAGAAGACUGAUAAGCCUAGUGAAGGUAGCAGAUCUUUUUUCUAAAUUUUAUAAUUAUUUUUGCAAUGGAAAGGGUGUUCCAACAGGUACCUCAGUUUCUAAUUUUAAUUGCAUCUCCAAAAUUGAGCAGAAGCACGACGAAAAUUCACUCACUUUUUUUUCAUAAAGGAUGGAGUGGAAAAUCUGAUGGCGAGGGAUGUCAUAAAUGUUAACAUUUUGUAACACCAACUAUAUAUAUGCACCUUAGCAAUAUGUUCUUUCAACAAUAUAAUGUCAAAGGGUAAUAAAAAAAAUCGUUCUUAUCAACUUUCUUUUUCAGUUUUUGGACAUUUUAUACGGGGUGUUCAAGAAUGAAACAUGAACGAUUUCUCGAAGAUUUUUAAUAUACUUUUCUUGAUGUCCAUUUCUACAAGUUUUCGUUUGGGGUUUUGGCCGACCGGUUUCUACAACUAACCUACGUUUCAAAAUAAAUAACAUUUACCUGGUAACUGCAGGUGGUUAGAAUUGGUGUCUAUCCGUUAUAAUUAAAACUUCCCAUCCGUAUGCAAUAAAGCUAAAAAGUAACUAGUAGUAACUCAAAAACUAGUCAUAUAAACCUUGUAGCCGAAAAAAGCUUGUGAAAAGGAGAAUAAAAAAUAUAAAAAUGUACAGGGUGUUCCAAUUGAAAAUUUUGAGAAACAGCUUAUUUUGCCUUCUCGGCCACCGUGUAUAAACUAUCCAAAAAACCUAAAAAAAGUAGGGUGGUGGGGAGAUAUUAUGGAAUCAUGAAAUGUUUCUGACGAAAAAUUCCGCGCUCCAGCAGUUGCGGAGGUCAACGUCGAGUGUUUUGUUUUGAUAGAUUGCCCAUUAUCUCAAGUAACACCUGUAUGUUACAUCAAAUUGUUUCAUUUGGGAGUUCAUAUCCAAAUCUGAAUAAAAUGCAGGGCUUUCCAUUAAAAAAAAGUAUGUUUGUGUCGUCACGUAGUUAUGAAUCACCCUGAAAAAAUAAAAAUAUUUUACAAAUCACACUGAUGGCGAUAAUGCUUGACACCAUGCGUAAUGGAGUUAUCGAUCGAGCUCACGCUAAAACUCGCCCUGUAUAUUUUUUUAAUUUUUGAUAUAAAAAGUUUUGAUGGGUAGACUAUUUUAUUGAAGCUUUUAACAGUGCAAUUGUUUUUUUCUGUUAGGCAAGAGAAAGAAGGGAUCUUCUAGUGAUGAGGAGGCAGAUAAGAAGAAAAAGGCCAAGAAAGGGUCUUCAGAUGAAGAUGAUAGUGGUGAUGAAGCAGACCAUGCCUCUCCGGAAAAGAACGGCAAGAGAAAGAAGGAAUCUUCUAGUGAUGACGAGGCAGAUAAGAAUAAGAAAAAGGCUAAGUUCAAGUAUUCAGAUGAAGAUAGUGGUGAUCAGGCAGACGAUGAAAAACUAUCUUUAUCUCCGGAUAAGAAAGACAAGAAGAAGAGGAAGUCAAAGAGAAAAUACUCCGAAGCUGAGGAGCUGGAGGAUGAGGAAGAGAUCCUGUCCAGUCCAACCGCCAGUGAAGAAGACAGUGACAGUGAUGAAGAUAGUGAUUAGAAGUUGUUCACAUUCGUUCGUUUCAGUUGUUCAUGAGAAGUUGUUCACAUUCGUUCGUUUCAGUUGUUCAUGAGAAGUUGUUCAUAUUCGGUCGUUUCAGUUGUUCAUUAUGUAAUAAAUUUUUGUAUGUUGUAUAUUAUUCCGUAAUAUAUUUUUGAAGCUCUUUAAA
Molecule: messenger RNA, 4007 nt
Organism: Acanthoscelides obtectus
Lineage: Eukaryota; Metazoa; Arthropoda; Insecta; Coleoptera; Chrysomelidae
Source: the annotation of a GenBank genome assembly